Molecule: messenger RNA, 880 nt
Organism: Leptonychotes weddellii (Weddell seal)
Lineage: Eukaryota; Metazoa; Chordata; Mammalia; Carnivora; Phocidae
Gene: CMC4
Product: C-X9-C motif containing 4
Cellular component (GO): mitochondrial intermembrane space
Source: RefSeq, a predicted model, not a curated record
GGCCGACGUGCUCUGUGAGCGGCGCCCCGGCGGCCGGGCCGGCGCCUCUCGAGCGCCCGCGCCCAUUUUGCCCGCCCGCUGAAGAGAGCCGUACGCGGCCUACACGCUCCGGGGACAGCCCUUUAAGGCGGCCUCGCCGCGCGCGCCGGCCUCCUGAGCCAGGGGGGACGCUCUUUUGAAAUUCGGUCCUAAGACAGUUCAGGUUUUAUUUUAUUUCGCUUUGUUUCCAAGUUACGGCCCCUGAAUUUUGUACAACUCUCCCUGGACCACUUCCGGUUGCCGGCCCUCGCCUCAUAACUUCGGUUCGGGUGACCUCGGCCCGGGAUGCCCCUCGGCUCGCCCCAGGCUCACGUCCCGAUCCUGGCUUGAGUGGCCCAGGGCGGGGGACCUGGAAGUUUUAGCCUCGCUGCUCCUGAGGCGGAUUAAUUAGCCCAAGAAACAUUAUAUUCAUUUUUCUGGAUAUGCCGCAGAAGGAUCCGUGCCAGAAACAAGCCUGUGAAAUACAGAAAUGUUUACAAGCCAACAACUACAUGGAAUCUAAGUGUCAGGCUGUCAUCCAAGAACUGCGUAAGUGUUGUGCUCGAUAUCCUAAGGGAAGAUCUCUCGUCUGUUCGGGAUUUGAAAAAGAAGAGGAAGAAAAGCUGACACUGAAGCCUACAUCAAAGUAAAGUUCUGCUGAAAAGUUAAAUGCUGCACCAUGUAUCCACCAAGCAAGUUUUGUCUUCCUGACUCUCUUCAGGCCAGGUAGCAGCAAAUAUCAAAUAAAGUCAACUAUAGAAGUUAAUAUGCCAUCUAUGCAGAACAGAUAGACAUAUAAAUAUAUUAAAUAUGUAGAAUGUAAUAAAACUGAGCUGCUAAAAUAAACCUGUUAAGUGAAAAA